AUGCAUCAUUUUCAGUAUUGGAUCGUUGAUUUGGUACCCUCAGAUUUUUCACCAGCAUUGACAGAGGUAGGCGCCAUCGCUGGCACAGAGCUUCAACUUAUCCCUGACAAACUCAAUUGGGAGACGAGUCUAGCUAACAAUCCUAGAGUGGUGGUUACUCCAGUUUCCGAUCCUUCGGGCUCUUCUGUUUUAUAUAUCGCCCUAUCACCUUCGGUCCAAAAAAUUCCGGAAACCUCUGUCUGCUCUCCUUCCUCUACAGUUGGCUGCGUUAACAGCCUAUCUUAUAGCCCUUCUGAUCCCUUAAAUAUGUUCUACAUGUCGUCUAUGCAUCAACGACCUUCUUUGGCUUCCUUCACGGUUGCCCCAAGUCACGUUCAGCAACAGUUAUCUCCGAAUAACCCUGCAACUCAGGGUGUCUCGAACCAUCUACAAAGCAUUGACCCUCACAAGUCAAAUGAUGAAGAAACCAUCGAUAACUCAUUUCCUAGCCGUGAAAAUCUUUCUCGACGACUCAUGGAGCGUGUACGCUCACGGUCGCGUUCCCGGGAUCACUAUCAUAGCCCUAUCGAAGAAGAAGCGUCAGCUGUCUCUAUGCUAAAAAAAGAGGACUCUACCUCGGCUCAUCUAAACCCCGUAAGUUUAAUUCCUUCAUUAUAUAAAAGCAGGGAUCAUAAUGAUCAUGGCAAUUGA
This is a messenger RNA of Protopolystoma xenopodis, 690 nucleotides long. Lineage: Eukaryota; Metazoa; Platyhelminthes; Monogenea; Polystomatidea; Polystomatidae. The record is from the annotation of a GenBank genome assembly.